This is a messenger RNA of Siniperca chuatsi (mandarin fish), 4756 nucleotides long. RefSeq names its product endonuclease domain-containing 1 protein-like. The transcript has 2 exons. Bases 1882 to 2790 code for a protein of 302 amino acids. The record is from RefSeq and is a predicted model, not a curated record. Lineage: Eukaryota; Metazoa; Chordata; Actinopteri; Centrarchiformes; Sinipercidae. Gene Ontology annotation, molecular function: metal ion binding; nucleic acid binding; hydrolase activity.
UAAAUAAGUCUUGUUUCUUUAUAAAAUGAAAUGUAAUCUUCAGCCCCCCCUCCCCACCAUAAUAAUUACACACUGUGCCUUAGUAAGGCUCGGCAGCUGUCCUGUGUGUGGAAACUGAAACUACUGUAGUUUCUGGUCAUCCACAAGUUACUCAUCCCCAGUGACUGUAGAUGCAGCGUUAUUAUUCACAGUCUAGUUUCACUGACCCGACCAUGAUCAGGUUCUGUGUCCUGGACAGUGAGGCUGCUGAGUGUCAUGUCUCUGAGUGCUCACUAGAUGGCCAUAAUAAACAGUCCAUCCCCCAAAACUCAAAGAUAAAAUUCAAUAUUCACACAAGCCUGAUCAAAUCCUGAAAUUUCUCCUCAGCCAAUAAAUUUAACACCAAAUGUUCAGGCAGUGUUCAUAUUUGUAUUGUAUAUGCUAAGGUGAUGCUUUAUGCUAAGUAAUACCAGGGCCAGGAUCAACAAUAUCAAUACAAGUGGCUAAUGUAAUGUCAUUUUUAUUAGUUUAAUGCAUAAUUAAUUGGCUUCUAAACACAUUACAGCUGAGUAAUUUCUUUUUACUAUUCUCUGUUAAUAACUUACACAUACAUGCAUGUUAAAACACGAGACAGCUUUUAACGGUUAAUAACAAAAAUGUUGAAUUUGUGUGAAUUCUUUGAACUAACAAAUUGAUCACUGUGCACAUGCACACAACAGCAGCAAAGAAGCAAAGAGUGACACCAAAAGGUGUGUUCAUGAGCCCAGAACAUGAUAUAUACAUUGAUACAUUUUGUAUCAGUCCUAUUGAAGCUAGUAUUGAUACUCAAAAUAAGACUGCGGUAGUGUCAGUACUUUAGGUAUAGUUCGGCCCACCCCUAUGUACAUCAUGGUCGCAAAUCUACCUCCUGACCUUUAUUUGUAUUGUACAUCACUCUGGUUUCCCUCAUAUUUACAUCCUGUCUACAAUCUCUCAAGUGCUCAAUACAGACAAAUUGCAGCAGAAGGACUGAAACUGAGGAUUUUCCUACUAACAGAUCAAGAACAUAACGAAAUAAAGAAGCCACAAACUUUUGGUAAAAUAACAGUUGAGAAAUAAUGGAAGUGCUGUAUGGGAGCUUUUAUAUCUUCCAGAAAAUAUUUCUGGUUCCCACAAUGAGGGAAGUUUUGAUGACAGAAGAAGUACAAGACCACACAGAAACUGAGGAGAGACUGAUAGUGACUGUUUGUGUAAUUAUAGCAGUUAACAAACAAACAAGUUCCGUAUAAAUGCCAGACUACUGACAGUGAAAAUGAGUGUUUGCAUCUCACUGCAAUCCACACAGAGCUCUGCGUCAUGCAAGGUACAUCCAUGAUGCUUUAGUAUUUUAGGCAAAGUGUGAGAAAGCUGUGGACAGACACUCUGCAGGGAAAUGCUGCAACCCCUCACGAGGUCUGUAGCCCUUCCAGCUAUAAAAAACUGGUCCUGGAGGGGGCAUAUACAACACGACAACUUUUACAACAGCCAGCAACCAGAAACUACACUGUCAGUUCCUGGACCAAAGACUUGAAACAAGAUGGUCUCUACCUCAGCUGACUGAUGACUAAAGAAUAUGCAGAGCCAUUGUUUCCCAGAAGGCAGCCUGACUGCUGGUUAACAGGGGAAGUUUCACAGCAAACGGGGGUAGUGGGUGGGUCAAAACUGUCACCCAGAGGGUUACUUCUGUGAGCAUAUAUAAGAGGAAACCUCAGAAACAGCUCACAAACGCCUAUACUCCAAACGCUGAGUGGACACAAAGUAAAUGUAGGGUUCAUUUAACUCUGGAGCUGUGUCUGAGAGGAAUUCUGUCAACAAAGUCUGUGUUCGCUGGUAUCUCUUUCCAGCAGACGAAUAUACAGCCGGGCUGCUGCUCUAUUGUGCAGGAUGUCUCAAAGGAAGAUGCUGCAGUUCUCCACGGGAGCUCUGCUUCUGCUCCUACCCUGGUUUGGUGGACCGGUCCUUGGAGAGAUCAGUGACAACUUCUCCCAGUGCCUUGAUUUCUUCUAUAACAAAACUCCACCACAGGGUAUCAAUGCAGCAGAAUACCAGCCAAUAUGCCAGCGUUACAAAAACCAGUACCACUUUGCCAGCCUGUAUGACCGUGAGCAUCGCGCACCAUUGUACUCUGCGUACAUACUCAGUCCUGCAAAUGGCAAACGGCCCAACAUUUGGAAGUAUGAACCACAGUUGGCGUUUUCCCGUGCCAGCUCAGAGAUGAAAGACUUUCAAACCCCCGUGGACCAGAAUGUGAUUGAGAGCCAGGCGGUGCUUCAGGACUAUAAGAACUCCAGCUACACCAAAGGCCAUCUCAAUCCCAGCCUGCACCAGAAGACAGAAGAAGACCGUGAGGCCACCUUCACCCUGACUAACAUUGUCCCUCAGCGAGCAGGCUCAAACUCCGGCCCCUGGAGCGUUCUGGAGAAUCAGGUGUUAAAAAGAUUCAAGGCCUUCUGCAACGGGUCGAUGUAUGUUAUCACCGGAGCCAUGCCUUAUAACUCUGAACCCCGCUGGAUCAAUAACAGGGUGUCUGUUCCUGAGUACAUGUGGUCUGCCUACUGCUGUCCAUCCUACAAAUCCAGCCUUCCUGAGUCUGUGAAGCGCUUUUUCCCCACAUAUGCUGCAGUGGGAAGAAAUGACCUCAACAGUGGAGAGGAGAUUGUGCCGGUUAAUGUCAAGGCGAGGGCCUCGGUGAGGGGCUAUGAUGUGAGGCAGAUGUCCUUAGAGACGCUGGAGGGCAUCCUGACACAAAGGCUGGCCAUGCCCAUCAGUCUGUUUCAUGGGCAGUGUCAGUAGCAAAGGGGAAAACACAUCUCCCCAGUGUGUGGUCUAACUCUCUGUUUAAUUACUGAAUGAGUGUUUGAUUAAACAGGACAUAAUGAUUAUCUCAUGAAGGCUUGAAAUUAAUUUUUCCAAUGAUUAGGGUUUGUAAACUAAAUAUUUAAUAUAAACUAUGUGGCUGUGUGGUAAAUUAAAUAAACAAAAAUAUAUUUAGGAAUAGGCAACAUCCAGUUGGACUGUCCCUUAAAACAUUAAAGGGACAGUUCUCCCAAAAAUCAAAAAUAAAUAUUAUUCCCCAUACCUGUAGUGCUAUUUAUCCAUCUAGAUUGUUUGUAUGUAUUUCUGAUUUGGGGGUGAACUGUCCCUUUAAUGUUUUGUGUCAGCAUAGAUAUUUUAUAUGUAGGUUUUUUAGACAAUGCAUUUAUUACGAUUGAUUUACUCUAACAUAUUGCAUAAUAACAUCUACAUUUAAUGCAGCACUUCUGAACAAAAGUAUUAUAUAUUUAAUAAUAACACGCAGGCUUGUUAAACUUUUGUUCACACAUAUGAGACUAAAACUAUUAAAGUCUCAGAGGCCUUGUAAUGCUUCGGCCCAGUCUUGAACAGUUGCUGCAACUUUUGAAAGCCACCAGAUGUCACUGUUUGCUGCCGCAAAUCUUCAAAUCUUUUUCAGCACAAAUUGAAAGAAAGCCACAAAGCUUCAUUCAUCUUAUCUUCUAUCUUAUCUUACACUCUGUAUAGUAAAAAAUGUAGUUAUAAUAUCACCAUCGCACCACAACAGAAUAAAAAUAAAAUAAACAAUAAAUAAAGUAGAUCUAACCAUUAAAGCAAACUUACAAGUAUUACAUUUGAACAUCCUUUCUGCAAUUAAAAAAUACUUUUGUUUAUUGAUUUUUCAGCUCUUUUUUCCAGAAUAACUUAAAACCUUUUUUACAUGACAGUUGUAUUUCAUUGCAGUGGUCUGUGGUACAUGCAGUGACCUCUUCACUUGCCUUGUUUGAUAUGUGUGGGUUAUAUUUUUGAAUACAGCCACACUAUGGUUGUUUCAAAACUUUUAUAUUUCUGGAUAAAGAUAACAGACUACACCUUUAACAGUCUUCAACUUCCAGCCAUGCAAGAUCAGCAUUUUAACUGUUCAUUUUCUAACUGGACAGAUGUGUUUGCAUGUGAGAGCGUACGUGUACAGUGUCAGUAACAAAGCUGACAAGCUAUACUUCCUUGUUGAAUCGGUUGUUAAUCACUUCACUUACCUGCACACAAAUGAUCAAAAUACAAUAUACUAAUAGGUACUUGGAACAUAUGUUUACAACUAUAAUGUGGGAUUGGGACUUAAAGUCUUUACCAGUCUUCUUCCUGUUCUUUAGAAGCUCCUACAAUCUGUCUCGUCUCAUGAUGGUUUAAAAUGAACAUUUCAGACAAAUGUUUUUUUUUUAAAUAAACUUUAUUUAGAUUUUUCCAGUUGGAGGAAUAGGUAUAAAGUUACAGGUGACAUCUCCUAUUCUAAGCUCCCCUCCCCAUUACCUUUCCCCAUGCUUUCCAAGGUCAAUAUACAUACAUAUAUGCAGACAUAUAGAUAAAUAUGGUUUUGUAAAGUGUUACCAUUUAAUAUUUUCCCUUCUGUUGAUGCCAACUCAGACUUUCAAGAUUGAAAUGGGUGAAAAGAGGAUCCUCCUGAUGGUUGUUGCUGAUCUUGUUAAUUAACCUGCACACAUCUCAUCCAUUAUACUCGGGGCCCCUUUGUGAGCCCCCCCCAGUGUCUCGUCAGACUCAAAUACUUAACCAGAGAUCCCCUCUAUCUUUAUAAACUCCCUCCUAGUUUAAAGUGUUUGAUUAAUAUGCUGUCUUCUCUCAUGAUAGUUUGAAAUGAUUAUUUUUGAUUAAUAUGAUUUGGCAAAAUGAACAUGUUUCCCCUCUUGUCAAUGUCAUAUUGAAACAUGUUGAAACAGGAUUUUCCAAUAAAAUAAAAUUGAAAUGGAUGAAA